Funneliformis geosporum is the source of this 1341-nucleotide messenger RNA. The record is from the annotation of a GenBank genome assembly. NCBI's taxonomy places the organism in Eukaryota, Fungi, Glomeromycota, Glomeromycetes, Glomerales, Glomeraceae.
AUGUCAAUUGUUCAGUCUAAUAAGUUAUUUGCGUGUGGUUCAAAUGGUAACGGACAACUCGGAAUAGGUACGUUCGAAGAUACUAACCUUCCUACUGCCUGUAAAUUUCUUAUAACGAAUCAGGAAUUCUACGCGAACUUGGAAUCAACAUUAGAUAGUUUAGAGACCAAGCCAAAAAUAAUUACAGGUGGGGGAAAUCACUCUGCCAUAAUAACGUCGUCUGGAGAAUUAUGGAUGAGUGGAUUAAAUAAUGAUGGACAAUGUGGUGUCGCAUCAGAAGAAAGGAUUCAAGGGGAAUCUUUUCAAUUAAAGCUUAAAUCUGAUAUAUUCAGGAAAGUAGAAGUGUUUGGAGAACAUGAGAUAAGUCAAUGGAAAUUCGUAAGCUGUGGGUGGAAUUUUAGUUUAGCUGUUGAAAACGAAAAUGGAUACAUUUAUUCAUUCGGAAAAGGAGCUUUUGGAGAGCUAGGAUGCGGUGAGAGUGUAAAAGAGACGGGUGGAAGAGGAAUUAGAAUAAAAGGUGUUGAGGGAGUGGAGAAAGUUGCCUGUGGAUUAAGACACGUGAUAUGUUUGAAUAAGAAGGGAAAUUGCUUCGGUUGGGGAAGUAACAAAUUCGGUCAAUUAACAAAAUUUGAUAAAGACAAUGUAAUUGUUGAAGAGAAUAAUAAAAGUGUUCGUAGAAAGAAAAAAAAUAUAUUUUUUGAUCCUAUUAGAAUCUUUCUUGAUUUAGAUUUAAGGGUGAUAGAUGUGGCUUGUGGACAGUAUCAUACGGUGUUGCUGACCCAUGAUGGAAAAAUUUUUACUUUUGGGCUGAAUAAAUAUGGACAAUUAGGAUAUGAUUCUCCAGCUAAAGUUCAAUUUUCAGACAUCCCUAAAAAUAUCGAGCAUGUAUCAAUUAGCAGAGUUAAAAGCAUACAUUGUGGAUGGAAUAAUACUAUUGUGAUGUGUGAAGAUGGUAAAUUGUUCAUAUGUGGCAGGAAUGAUCAUGGACAGUGCGGAAAGAAUAAUCCAAAGAAUGAGAAUGAGCGAACGGAUUUGAACUACUGGAUGGACAAUCCCGUUCCUUUAUACUAUUUACCACAGCAUUUAAUAUUAGAUGAUAAAUUCGAAAUUGAAGAAUGUGUAUGUGGAUCAGAGCACUCUUUGAUCGUAUCUAAACUAGGUGAAUGUUUAAGCUGGGGAUGGAAUGAACACGGAAAUUGUGGAGUUGGAGAUAAUGAAAACAGAUGGCAGCCUGUAAAAGUAAAGAUAAAUAAUGCUACGGUUAAUAAAGUAGGUGGAGGAUGUGGAAAUUCUUGGAUUUGGAUACAAAACGCGAGCAAGUCACUUGUCGCUGAAGGGUAG